CGUCGCCAAGCGCUGUCCAAGCAAAUGGCCGGGACUGCGAAUCGGACGUGGGGACUUGGCGGGACCAGUCCAGUGCUUUUCUUGAUGGGCGGCAUGAAACCUGAAAAAAUGGAUUGCUGGCUGUGGACCACUCUCGUGUUUAUCGAUAUGUUGGGCUGGCUGUGCGCCCUCCUCGUCGGGCAGGCCAAUGCAGCAGAAAAAUGCAUGACGACAUGUCUGGGUGCUCCUAGUGUAUCAGAUGGGUAUCGGACCCAGCAAGGUGGGAACAGCGCGGAUGGCCCGUGGGCGCGUUGUGUGUGAGUGUGGCUGCACAAGACCCGG
Molecule: messenger RNA, 321 nt
Organism: Microdochium trichocladiopsis
Lineage: Eukaryota; Fungi; Ascomycota; Sordariomycetes; Xylariales; Microdochiaceae
Exons: 1
Coding region: 25-300 (91 amino acids)
Source: RefSeq, a predicted model, not a curated record